Molecule: messenger RNA, 1728 nt
Organism: Danaus chrysippus (African queen)
Lineage: Eukaryota; Metazoa; Arthropoda; Insecta; Lepidoptera; Nymphalidae
Source: the annotation of a GenBank genome assembly
AUGUUUAUCGAGUUCCGUACAUCAAAGUCUAGUCUGCACAAGUCCAGGGACAAGGUUUCCGCAGACGAGGCUGAAGAGAGGCUGCUUCAGAAGGAGGAGGAAGCCAAGAUCACGACCAGGGUGGAUAUGGCAGACGCCAAGUAUGUGGUCGAAGAUCAUAGGAAUGGGGACGCUAAGAUUGAACUGGAUGCGAAUAAGAGGUUUACUGGCCUGACCAAGGAGGAGCUCAUGAAGUAUGCAGAGGAUCCGUUCUGGGUCCGUCUCCGCUGGUUCAUGUUCGUGUUGUUCUGGUCCCUGUGGCUGUGUAUGUUGGCCGGGGCCAUAGCCAUCAUAGUGAGAGCUCCACGGUGUGUCGCGCCGGAACCUAAGACUAGGUAUGAGACAGGUCCUCUAUUAGACCUGGACCUUGCAGACUACACUACAGCUGAGUCUCACCUGGAAACACUCCAGCAGUUCCAGGUAUCCGGGGUGUUUGCCUCCGCCUGUCAGACGACAUACGAGGUGCUCGAAGACAGCUCCUGUCUGGAUAAGUUCAAACAGUUUGCUGAAAAAGCCAAGAAUUAUGGAAUCAAGAUCAUAGUAGACCUGACAGCCAACUUCGUCCCCACCAGCCAUCCUUGGUUCCAGCAGAGUGAGAACAGUUCAGAACAGUACUCGGAAUACUUUAUUUGGGUGAAGAGUGAUGAACAUGACCCUGAACUAAACACCUCGAUACCCAAACCACCUAAUGAUUGGGUGUCCACUGUGAAUACUGGUGCUUGGUCUUGGAGUGACAAGAGGAAGGAGUUCUAUCUCCAUCAAUAUGGUGAGGGCCUUGCCGACCUCAACUUCCACAACCCUAACGUAGUCAAACAGUUUGAUGAGGUCAUUAGACUGUGGAUGAAGGCCGGAGCAGGGGGCAUCAGGUUACACAACGUCCGUCAGCUGUUAGUGAGCACUCCUCCCCUGUCUGAGUUGCCUCACACGGGCGCCGGGAGCACUCCGGGGGCUGACCACUCGCAGUACCCGUUCUGGAAACACUCACGGACCUCCGACCAGCCACAGCUGGACCCGCUGCUGGCUCACUGGUCAUACAUCGUGGAGCAGGCGUCCUCUGAGCCGACGGUGUUCACGUUAGCGGAGCCCUCCCGCCCGGAGCUGUUCAUGCUGCAGAGGAACACGAGCUGUCUGCGGCCGCCCAGCGGAGCACCCCUCGACCUGGCGCGCACCGGGGCCGCCAAGCUGCUCGCUGAGAGACUGCCACGGUGGCCCGCCAUAAAGUUGACUGAUGACAAGCCGGACGAAGAGACAGCCGUGUUCUCAAUGUUGUUACCGGCCGCUCCUGUUAUGGUCCUGGAACAACUGGCAGGAGAUGAUAAUGAUACUACACCCAGCGAGAGUUUGAAGCACGCGAUAUCUCUACGUACUGACGCCAGCAUCCAACACGGAGCGUGGGUUGUGACCGACGCGCCCGUACAUAACUCCAGCGACACGAUGCUGGCUGUGGCCAGAUGGAAGGCGGAUCACUCCGGGUACGUGUCGGUGUAUAACCCCGGCGCUCCUGGCGUCGUGUCUCUGUCCUCAGUCCGCUCCUUACCGUCAUCACUGGCGGUACAUCACGUGUCAAAGAACACUAAGCUCGCUUCAAAUUACACCAGUAACCAGUCCGUGGACACAGAGAGCGUGUUUGUUCCGGGCAAGUCGGCGGUCAUCUUCUCGUACGUGCCCAAAGACGGCGCUGAAAACUAA